GUUUUAUUUGUUAAAACUUUUCUUACAUAUUGGAGUGUGUUUUGUGGGGUUGUUUUUUUCGUAAUUUCUUCGAGGAUCGCUUUUUGCUGGCGACAAUGAGUGAGUCUUGCUGUGAUGACAGCAUUGACUGCUUCUCAUAAAGACGUAGGCCGAUAUAGACGGGAUCGUUGUAAUUGCGUUCAUCGUCCUGGUGCGGUGACGUCCGAAGGUCUCCGUUGGGUUGCAUGCUUCACUUGCACACCCCCCCCCCCCCACUCCCCACACGCGUGAGAGCAGCAGCGCCACGGCCCCACUUUCUGAGCUUCCUUCGGGUUUGUGGAGCUUGCUGAUGCUGUUGCUGGUGGUGUCCUCGAGCAAGUAUAGUGAACGAUAAGGUAAUGGGCUUUGCGGGUGCUUCUGUUAUCUGUACUCGGGUACGGAUUUAGAGGUUUUCUAUGCUACGUUUUCGAGGCGGGUUAAUCGAAAUUGGGUUUGGGCAGCGAGUUUGUGCUGCAACAGGAGCCUUCGGUUUCGUUUUCCGUCUCUUGGAGUAGGUGGAUUGGUUUUACCAUGGGAGAGUGUGCGCUUGUCAUGAAGUUGUGAGCGAGAAACGCGUGUUUGAAUUGAUCAACGGGGUACGCUAUUAGCUAUUAGCUAUUAGUGUUGAGAACAAGUAUUACACAAAAUGGGUAGUCGGAGAGAAGAUGAGAAAAAUGAAGCCACCAUCCGACGUUUGCUCAAGAUCCCGGAGAACAAAAGGUGUAUCAAUUGCAACAGUUUGGGUCCUCAAUAUGUAUGCACAACUUUUGCUACCUUCGUCUGCACACAAUGUAGUGGUAUCCAUCGAGAAUUUUCACAUCGUAUAAAGUCAAUUUCUAUGGCAAAGUUUACUGCAGCAGAAGUUGCCGCUCUGCAAGCUGGUGGUAAUGAGCGAGCUAAGAAAACUUUCUUUCGGAGUAUGGAUCCAGAUCGGAUGUAUCAUUCUGAUAGUGGGAGCCUAGAUAAGCUGCGGGAUUUCAUCAAUCGAGUAUACGAGAAGAGGCUUUACACAGGGGAUAGGCCUCGUACUGUUCAGCAGGAGGUAACUGCUGUGGAACUGCGCCGGCCUGAUAUAAAGGUGGAACGGCAACCUGAUUUUCGAAGCCUUUCUUUGGAUGACCAUGUGGCUUCCAAGGAGUCAGUCAAUAGACUGAAACCAGACACCAUUCGAAAUUCUGUUGAUAAUAGGAUCAGUCCCAAGUAUGUAGGUAGUCCUCAAGCAGUUCCACGGCCAACUCGUCUCAGUUAUGAUGAGAAUGAAGAAAAGUCUCCCAAAAGUAACGGUAGUCGAGACAGGCGCAACUCGUCUCGACCAUUCAGCUUAAGAGAUUUUGACAUAACACCUCCUCCUGCUCAGUCUAUUACAGACAUUCUUGGAGACAUUCCAGGAUUACGAAUUGAAGUUUAUAAAGUUCCCAAAGGGGAGCACCCACCCGAUCAUUCCAAGGGAGCUGCAGUUGAUGCGCGCAACGCAAUGCAGUCUCAGAGUUUUAGAGCUGUAGGAAAUGAUACGGUGACUCCAGCUCCGGAUCAAAAAAGAGUAAUCUCAGCUAGCUUAAUAGACAUGAAUGGAGAAACUGAAGCAACACCAGUUUCACGUGGAAUAGAUGACCCGUUUGUAGAAACCUCUCAGGUUUCACCGUCGACCAGUGACAGUUGGGCCAUGUUCAACACAUCCUCCUCCUCGCCAGCACGACCUGGUUAUCCCGCCUCUAAAAGUGAGAUUAGUCAAUCAGUUGACCCUGGAUGGGGUCAACAGUCGAGCAGCUUGGAUUCUUGGUCUAGCUUCGGAACACCAAGUCCACAGGCGGCCUCUAAUCAGGAACAUUUUACCGCGACACCCUUAAGUGUAUCUCAAAACAUAUCAGGUGUUGUGCAACCUCAAAGGCAGAGACGCGAGCUUCCUAAAGAUUUUUUUGCGCCUUCGUUUGAAGAUGUUCGUCAGAUCAACUUGGAUAUGCAUAGACCCCAUCAGAUGCAGCCUGCAUUCCGUCCCCCGCAAUUAGAUGCUCCCUUCGAGUCUUUUUACAAUAUGCCUCCUUCAACAUCAUUUCAAACCCAAGAUCUGACUCAAUUUCAGUUUUCACCCCAAAUGCAACCGCAACCAGUAGAGUCAUCUCAGCAGAUGCAAUCGCAGCUACCAACUUUCACACAAAGGUCUCGAAAUCCAUUUGAUGACGAUUUUGAGGACAACUCUUCAAGUGUGAUCUCGAGUGCCACUACUGGUUUUAGCAUGCAGUUUCCAAACAUGGAUUCACUGCGAGAAGCGCUAUCCCCAGCAAUGUCUAUGAGUAGUGGGGUUUCUACUACGGGUGCUGUUCCACAGAACUUACCUACCAAUGUGGCUUCAAAUGAAUUUGGACAUUCCUUCACACAGCUUCAUAAUAAUUUUUCCCCUUCAGGGGCUUUCAACUUCAGCCCAAAUCAGUCCAUAUCAUCUUUCCAGAUAUCUCCCGAGCAGCCUAAUGUUUCUGGAGGGUACGCGUCCACGCACAUCUCUGGUCAGGAGGGUCCCUAUUCCAGCAACCAAUUUUACUCGCAAAACAUCGUUCGUCCGGCUGGUGGCGGUAAUCCCUUUGGUUAAUAUACCAGCCUUUCGUUGUGGGUGUCAAUGAUCCCUCGGCAUUCGACUCCUCGUCAAAGCGAAGGAGCAUAGUCAAACACUUUGUGCUCCUUUUUCACGCAUCUUAGAAUUAAAAGUACUGGAGCUGUAUUCGAUCAGCAGUAGAUGAAGGCUUGUAUUUUUCUGGAGACUGUUUUCUCUUUUUAUUGUUAAAGCUGGACAGUUCUCAACGUCGAUGAAAGGUUUAAAUAUAGAUAUGACAGGGAUGACCCAUCUGAAGAUGGUAUGCGUUGUAGGCGACACUUGAUUGCUUAUUCUCUAAGAUGACACGUGUCUCUGUGAGAUAUAAUGUAUUUGAGGAUGAGCUGCCUCGUCAGCCUGAUGAUUGUUUAUAAUUUAGAAAAAAAAUCAAACAUCCGCUGCAAAUAUGGUACGCAAAUUUCAUCAUUA
This is a messenger RNA of Physcomitrium patens, 3031 nucleotides long. RefSeq lists its product as uncharacterized. Lineage: Eukaryota; Viridiplantae; Streptophyta; Bryopsida; Funariales; Funariaceae. The record is from RefSeq and is a predicted model, not a curated record. Gene Ontology annotation, molecular function: GTPase activator activity.